AUGAGGACACUGCUUCUACUUGCUGCCGUUGUCAGCAUUGCUCAACCUCAAUGCUGGAUCUUUGGAUCAUCCCAGACUUUCUUCGGAGAUUGGUCAGACUUCGGAUGCCCUUUUCUUCGAAAUGCAAGCUUUAAAGCUAGAAUGGAAUUCAAAAAAAUCAUCAGAGAUCAAAAAAUGACCAAAGGUGAUCGUGAAAUAGCACUCGAUGAUUGGGCUGAUAAGCACGGUUUGACGAAAGAGUAUCAAAAAUAUAAAAAUGCAACUAAAACCGCACGGGAAGAAACGAGGAAAUCAAUAAAGGAAGCCUUGCGAAAUGUGCAGCAAUUCUUCGAAGAACUUGAAAAGAUCGAAGAUAAUCAGAAUCAAACGUACAAAGAGGAGAGAGCUCAGAUUCGAGAAACAUGCCAGGCUCUUGAUUCUCGUGGUCGUCGCCUUGUGAACUGCAUAUCGAAUUUGUACACUGUACCAGUUUCUUACAGUGGAAAACAAAGAAGAUUUUCACUUUUUGAGGAUUUAUUUCUUGAUGAACCGUUUCUUCUAAGUAAUCCUGCUUCAAAGCUUAAAAGUCUAUUUUCAUGGUGA
Messenger RNA from Necator americanus (New World hookworm), 582 nucleotides. RefSeq lists its product as uncharacterized. Bases 1 to 582 code for a protein of 193 amino acids. NCBI's taxonomy places the organism in Eukaryota, Metazoa, Nematoda, Chromadorea, Rhabditida, Ancylostomatidae. The transcript has 5 exons. The record is from RefSeq and is a predicted model, not a curated record.